ACACCAUGCGAGUCGGACGUGUACCGCGCGUGAUCGAAAGUUCUUCUACUUGUAUAAGUUUGUAGAAUGAUAUUUUAUAAACCGACGCGCGAAAUGUUUAAUUUCAAAAACGUAUAGUAACGGAUAUGAGUAAAUAAAAGGUUGGCAUAUACUAGUGUAUAUAGCCUUAUUUUUGUUAAUACAAAUCGAAAAGAAAAAGCUCGGCUUUAACACAACAAUACUUUGGUCGCCGGGCUCCAAAAUUGUGUUUGUGUUUUAAUUGUAUUUCGCCGGUGUAUUAUUGUUAUUGCCAAGUUAAAUAAUUAAAAUUGUAAAAUAUAAUGCCACGACCUCUAAAUUUACUAAAUAGCAGCUGAGAAAAAAAUGCAAGUGCAAAAAGUAUCCGUGAAAAAGUACGAACUACUCAUAUAAGAAAAAUACAUAUACACGCACACACACUCGCAUACAUGACGAUCAUUCAUUAUUGCUGCUGCUUCUUCUUCUUCUUGCGCGACGUGUUUCGCUUAAGCUCACCUGGCGUGUGUGUAUGCGUGCGUGUGUGAGCGAGUGCUGUGCUGUGCGCAAGUGUGAGUGAGACAGUGAGUGCCCAAGUGAGAAGCCGAGCUUUCAACUGUUAAAGUUAAAGUUCUUUAGCUUGCGUCGGCGUAGCGUUGGCAGCAGCAACAGGUUAGACCCGUCUACAGUCUCUCCCUCUCAAUCUCUCUCUCGGAUCUGGAUCUCAGUAUUUAGCAAGAGGAACACUCGCAAGUCAUCCCAAUCGUUAUGCUGUACAGUAAAACAUGGCAACGUCGUCACUUUAUGUUGCUGGGGUGACCUGUUUGGGUUUCGUGUGCUUUGCUUUGGCCUCCGUCGCCAUUGGCAUACCCAUUUGGGGUUACUACGAUAGUCCAUCAGGUGGCUAUGACUACGAUCGCGGCUAUUUUGGGCCCUUUAAAGUGUGUAAGCAAUUGACUUAUAAUCGCGAGAAAUGCGGCAACGAUGUCUCCAAGUUCCGGCUGAGCAAUGCUGUAUUCGCCAGCGGAAUUUUGGCUGUGGGCAGCUCAGCGCUGCUAGGCAUCUUCUGCAUACUGUCGGUCAUCCAACACGCGAUGAUAUCGUCACGGGAGAAGGUGGUCAUGUCCUACACAUCGCUGGUCAUUGUCAAACUCAUCCUUGCCCUCCUGGGUGGUUUGCUGGCCAUUAUAGCCGCAGUCCUUUUUGCGUUGCAAAUCGAUGAACAGGAGCGCUUUGGUUUCAAGAUAUCGCGUGGCAUUUCCUUUUACAUACAGAUAGUUGUGAUUGUUUUAUCGAUUGCGCUGUUUGUCGCCGCCGUCUAUGAUGUCAUCUUCUCCCGCAGCUCUGGAGGCGAUCCUACAAUGGCGCUGGACGCUUCAUCGCCAGCUAGUGCGACCACAUUCAACAAUCCCGGCUUCAAGGAGCCGCGUAGUCGCAACGGCGUCUCGGUUACAGAUGCCUCUGGCAAGCCAUACAGUGGCAUCCGCAAUGGAGCCGGCACAGCAGGCAGCGUGGCUUCUAUGAGCACCACUGUCACAAGUGUCUCGAAUGGUUCGACAUUGGACUCUGUGACACGCUCCCCGCUGCGUUCGAGUCUCAAGAAACCGCGACCCCGGCCAGAUCCGACGCUGGGCAUUCAAAAUCCCGGCUACUCCGGCUCGGGCAGCUCGCCGCCGAUGCGUCGCAAUGGCAGCGUGAAAAAAGUUCGCAUUCAAACGCACAGCACAGAGGUUUAGAUAGAACAGGGCGAAAAUGUGUAGCCCUCACUUUAUGCGAUUAUCGAAUAGAGCAUCAAUACGAAAUAAGCAAAAAGAUGACAAAAACAACAAACAACAAAAAACAAUUACAAAGACUGUGUAUAGUAGCAAGCAACACAAAACGACAUUUGAAAAAAUACAAAUUGAAUGGAAAAAUGAAAAGUUUCAA
This is a messenger RNA of Drosophila albomicans, 1920 nucleotides long. RefSeq lists its product as uncharacterized. Bases 780 to 1730 code for a protein of 316 amino acids. The transcript is spliced from 6 exons. The record is from RefSeq and is a predicted model, not a curated record. NCBI's taxonomy places the organism in Eukaryota, Metazoa, Arthropoda, Insecta, Diptera, Drosophilidae.